UGAUUAUAUAUCCUGGACAAUGGCAAAAUGCACAUACACCAGCCACUGCUGCUCGUACCUUGAGGCUGCGAUGAAGACACUAUCCAUUGAUGGCCAGUGAUGAAAUAGGCUACACGCUGACAAGUACUGAGGGCAACAACAAUAAGAGUGACACAGACAGUCGUGGCAGCCGCUUGUUUAGUGUUCCCGUCUCCAAGAGCAAUCGACCACAACCGCACGCUGAGAGGAUCUCCUCCGCAAUCAGGCACUCUUCUCCGCAUUGCUACCCAAGGACGCUGGCUCGGAGAUGGGCUGCUCCUCCGGCCGUCAGCACCCCGCCGCGGUCCUUCACCAAGACUUGGAGUGCGGGAGCGGGGAUGCCGACAGGCUACCACAGGACUCGGAGAACCAGGGUUUAAAUGACUCUGGAGGUGUCGAGAGGAGAGACCAAGGCAAACCACCAGCGUCUCUGCCCACCCUGGAGCGGCUGGCUCAGGCUACAGGCGGCACAGAAAAGUCCUGGUACCGCUGCGUGUUCCCCUUUGGGGUCAUCUCACUGGUCAUUGGGAUGGCGGGCACAGGGGUGACAUUCGCCUAUAAUACUCUGCUCCAGACCAAAGUGGUGUCGGUGGCGCUGCUUUGUGUCGGUGUUUUGAUGCUGCUGGUGGCCGCAGUUUGCUGGAGGGCGCAGAGGCUGAGGAGGAGAAAAAAGAAGGACGGUGGUUUCUUCACCGCGGAUCUGGGUACUUUGUGAUGGUGGGAAGUGCGGGGAGACUGUCAACUGCAUGGACAGAAGACAUGACGUCAGUAGAAGUUGACACUGUAGUAUCAUCACCUCUCAUCCUGGAUACUUACAGUAUAUAACUGUAGCCCUUUUCACACUACCUGUAAAAGCUGACCUUUUCCCUCCUUUUUCCCAUGUCGGUGUCUGUAUAAACGACGCUGAUGAGGAAAGGAGGUAGUCCGAGUUGAGACAGCAGUUCUGCGGUAGUCUAAGAGCCUUAACAUAGGUGCCUCCUGUGCAUCAGGGCAAUGGCGGGACCAGAAUGUGAAGUGUAACACUGCCCUGUUUGUGUUGUUUGACAAAUACUUUAUCUGUCACACCAGCAGCUAAUUAUAUGUAGCUGUGUGAAAGCGCACACAGUUGCGGAAAUAUCCAACCGAGCAGCAUUCCCUACCAAAUUGCGACCAAAUAAGAUUUCUGUACAAAACAUUAAGGCGAUUAUGGAUCGCUGGGUUCUGAAUUCCAGGUCUUCUGUAUGAAAGACACUGAUCGAUAAAUGCCGGAUGCUCUGCUUUGAUGAGUUCUGUAUGAAAAGGUACAGACAAAUAAAUUACAAAUCUUCAGUUUUGCAUUAGUUUGCAGUAAAGAUAGUUGAAUGCCAAAUACUACACUUCUUUGCAACAGUCUGUAUGAAAGGCACAGGCGGAUAAAUGGUGGAUCUACUGUUUUGCUGGGUUUUACAGUGGAGAGUAUAUAAAAAGAUGGAUAAAUGACAGAUCUUUAAUUUAGAUUUAUUCUGUAUAAAUGGAGCAGACAGAUUCCCCUGGGGGGUUUUUAUCAAUGGAAAUUUAAUGGUCUCCAAAUGUCGGGGAAAUGUAGUCGAGAUUCCCAUCUCAGGAAUAAUUACUAUUAUUAGGGCCCUCUUCAAACUGCUGUUUAUUAUUAUUAUUCCACAACUUUCUUCCUUUUUUGAGGGCCUUAACAUGAAUGAAAACUCACCAAAUUGUGUCUAGUGUGGCAGGUUUGGAAAAUUAUUUGAUAUUUCAGGGGUCCCAAAACCUCCAAAACUCACUCCGUAGCCUUUAAACUUUGAAAAAAAUGAUCCCCCUGUGACCAGUUUCACAAAAUUUGGUGGUGACAUCAAUCAUGGCAAGAUGCACCAAAAAGAGUUCCAAACCAAAUUUCCAUCUGGAAUUUUGGCUGAAAACCAGGGGUCCUAGUUCAACAAACUAGUCUUAGGCACUUUGACCAAAUGAACCCAAUAAAUAUCAUGGAUACUCGUGGAAACGGGCACUUUUUUGGCACUAACUGCGUUAAUAAUCAGUUCCACAAGGUCAGAUCUUCAUUGUAUUUGGUACAAUGGUACAUAUGAUGAAGACGCCACCUUGAAGCUAUACAUAGGUGCCCUCCGACUCACAUGAACCCUGAGUUCCUGGGGGUGUGAGGGCCUAUUCAACGUUGCUCACAGCUUUAUUUUGUUUUUAAUUAUUGUCUAACUAUUGUUAGAUAUAUUAUGAAUUAUGCUGUGUCAUUUUAUCUCCGUAGACUUAUAUUGAAAACUAGUUUUUGAACAUAUUCAAUAAUAUUCCUAAGAUUAUUAAGUGGUUGGAACCACCAACAUAUACUGCCUGGAAGAAAAUUGGUUUGUUCUCGCUAAAUUAAAUCUCCCUAGCUGGUGAAUAACAGAAAAUUUGUUUGGAAAAAAAAACAAAUGAUCCUCAUGUGGACACCCUAUAAAUGCAUCAUACUCCUUAGGUCAACAAUUUGCCUUCUUGUCGUCAAGCUUUGUUGGGGAUAACCACGAUCCAGUUGUGUAGAAUCAAUAGAAAAUCACCAUUCUGUGAAAUAUUAAGCCUCUGAAGGGAUUGUAUUCACUUCCUGCAAAUGAAAUUGCUUUGCCUGCUCUUGGCCCUCUUGACGUUGACCCUUUCAUUUUAUGACAAGCAAAUCCCAUUCCACACAUGCCUCGGUGAACACAAAGCACCAAAGGGAGCAGAAAAAAGUCCAUGACAAAGCUUCAUCCUUCAUGACUAUUCUCUUGAUCCUUGCUAAAUCAAACAAGCAACUCCCAUUGGCAUUUAGGUAUGAGCAUGGAAGGAAAAUCCAUUCAACCUUUCCCCAAAGAAGAAAGGAUUCACACUAGUGUUUGUUUGGAUGACACAUGGUACUUCGUGCAUUAUAGAUGUGGUGCCAUUUGUGAAAAAUGCACUCGUCCUGGCUAGUGUCCUUUCUUGAAUACUUGUACAGUGGAAUGUCCAAAACCAAGAUGUGCUAGCGGAGCCAACAUGUAGCAUGUAGGUUAGCCAAUGUAAUGCGAAUCAUCGUGAUGUAAUGAUGGCUUUUUGGCAGCAGGCGAGACCCAGCAGAUUUCAGUCAGCUGUAGCAACGUAUUUGAUUGGUCAUUGCUUUGAUUAAAUGUUAACUGGGCGUCACGUGUGGUCCUUUUAUUGUUGUUUUUUGUUUGUUUGUUUUUUUGCAUGGAGUAAAAUCUCUUGUUCUAAUGUGGA
Doryrhamphus excisus (bluestripe pipefish) is the source of this 3210-nucleotide messenger RNA. RefSeq names its product transmembrane protein 100-like. The record is from RefSeq and is a predicted model, not a curated record. Lineage: Eukaryota; Metazoa; Chordata; Actinopteri; Syngnathiformes; Syngnathidae. Gene Ontology annotation, cellular component: plasma membrane. Gene Ontology annotation, biological process: cellular response to BMP stimulus.